CGACACAGGGCAAGUCGGAAGGAGGAACAGCCCGGUCCUCUCCGGAUACCAUUCCGGGUUUUGUGAGCGUCCGUCAGCGGGCUCCUCACUGCCUCUAGCUGGUUGUUACUCAACUCCUGUCCUGAUAUCACUCCGCUGGCAUGGUGGAGAAGCGGACUUGAUUAUUGUGAUGGUGGCAGGCGGCAGCCAGUGACUACAGACUUCCGCCACUGCUUCCCAUCUCAGCGAUUUACGCCGUCUGGGCUACUAUAGUCGCUUCAUUACCGGACUACCGAGGGCGCUUGUGCUCUUUCCCCCAACUCAACUACAUCUUCACCGGGAUUUCUUUCAAACCAAAACCAUAUGAGAUGCAAGUUCAUUGGGAAACUCCGGAGCCCGUUCGGUUCAAGCAGCAAAACUUUUUCUCAAAGAACAACACGGUAAAACGGCGAGUGGACUGUUGCUGCUGCUGCCACUGCUGGCCCUCCGCGGGACGGUUUGUGUGUAUAUGACCGUAGAGUGCCUGCUAACGUUCAUACCUUCACGUUAUUGUUGUUUUUUUUUCCAAUGGAGUUGUUAGCAGCGUGGCAGUGGCUUUAUUGUUAAAUUCACUUUGAGUCUUGCUGUGCUCUCGCUCAGGCUGGGUUUUAUUUGUGUUUUCGGGAGCGGUUUGUUUGGAAACAGUGCCGAGGAGGGAAGAAGAAACGGUCACUCGCGAGUCCUUAACCAUAUGACUGCUAGGCUCGUAGCCCUUUAAACCUUCCCGGUUUUUGCUCGCUUCGGCGGCUGUUGUCGGUCCUCUCUUUCGGUCGUUGCCCGGGUGCUGGGGUCCCUUCGCUGGGGAAGACAGAGCGGUAGAGGACACUAGGUGGUGGAGGUGGAGGUGGCCGGAGGAGGAGGGGGUGGUGGUGGCGGUGGCGGUGAGCUUGACGGGGAGAAAAGUUCUUCCAAAAUAGCAGCCACUCGGCCCAGUGAUGGGGGACUUCGCCUCCCCCGCUGCCGGACCCAACGGCAGUAUCUGCAUCAACAACAGCAUGAACCCUGCCGCCGGGAGCGUGGUACCCGCCGGGGCGGUGGGCAUAACUAAGCACAGCACGGUGGUGGAGAGGCUGAGGCAGCGGAUAGAGGGCUGCCGGAGACACCACGUAAACUGCGAGAGCAGGUACCAGCAAGCCCACGCCGAGCAGCUGGAGAUAGAGCGGAGAGAGACGGUCAGCCUGUACCAGCGGAGUCUGGAGCAGAGGGCCAAGAAGUCGGCCGGUGGCAGCAGUAAGCAGCCGCAGAGCAAGCAGCCGGACGCGGACUCUGCCUCCUCCACGGAACAGAGGAAUAACACGCUCAUAGCGCUGCAGGAGACUGUAAAAAGGAAAUUGGACAGUGCACGAUCGCCCCUCAACGGAGAACAGAAUGGCAUCUGUGACGGAGGCAGCUACUCACCCACUACUAAACGAGUACGGAAGGAGGGCUCCGGGGGGUUGGACUCACUAACAGGUCUCCCUAACAACAACAAUAACAACAAUGUACCGCCCAUCUCUCCACUGCAUCACCAAAUGGACAUUAAGCCCAUACUUGGCGGGCCCAACACUUCCACAGGGAACAACACUACAAACAGCAACGGCAACCAUGUAGGCCAGGCGUCAGAUGAGCUUGGGAAGAACGGUGGCAGCCACCUCCCGGACAUGAAGUUAAACGGUUCGCUGGACCUGGAAGACAGCUUCAGCCUCCUAAAAGACCUGAAACAGGAGCCACUGGAUGAUGGAGGUGGGAUGGAGUCCUCUGAUCCCCAGUCGCUUUCCAAUCAGAACAAACUGUUUUCUGACAUCAACCUCAAUGACCAGGAGUGGCAGGAGCUGAUCGAUGAGCUGGCCAACACUGUGCCAGAGGACGAUAUGCACGACCUCUUCAAUGAGGACUUUGAGGACAAGAAGGAGGCAGAGUUUGGCAGGCCAGCAAACAAUCAGACACCAGGCCCACAGGAAGCAGCUGGGAAUACGACGGCACCUGGAGGGGGGGCAGCGCCAACAGCGGCCCUGCCUCCUCCUCCUCAGCCUCCACAGGGAGUGCCACAGGUUCCCAUGGGCUCACCGCAGGUCCGACCAUCUUCAUCAGGCCCUCAGUUUGCCACCACUGCCAAUGGAACGCCUCCACAGCAACCUUUGCAGCAGUCUCCAGCUGUUGCCAUGGCAUCAGGUUCCCCAUUGCACAACUGUGUGGCUCGCUCCCCUCAGACCCCAACCCAGGCUCAGACGCAAGCAGUGUCCAGGCCUGGGAAUGGGUACAUGAUGAACCCAGGUCCAGGAGUCAGUCAGGCUGGCACAGGACCCGGCGCAACUGGGGUAGCCCCUGGAGGUCAGCCUGUAGGGCCAGUGACACCUGAACUUUCUCCAGCAGAGCAGCUAAAAGCAAUGGCUCAGCAACGUGCUAAACUGUUGCAGCAGAAGCAGCAGCAGCAGCAACAAGCAGCUAAUUGGUCCCCUGCAGGGCCUCCAACCAGCCCCUAUAACUCUGGUCCCUUUAACCAAGACAAACCCAACAGCCCCAUGAUGUACCCACCGCAAGCCUUUAACACACCACAGGGCCCUCUAGUGGCUGGGAUGGCCCCCAACAAUGGGCCUAAGGCCCCCAUGAACAACUACCUCCCUCACAACCACAUGGGCAUGAUGGGCCAACAACAGCCAAACAGCAUUAGCCAGAAUGCCCUGUCCAAACAGCAGCAGCAACAGCAGCAGCAAACAGCAGCCAUGUUGUCCUACAACAACACCAAACCACUGAGUCACUUCAGUGGUAGUGGGGUUGAUCACAUAGGCCAGAGGAUGACUCCACCCAUGGGAGGGAACAAUCAGGUCAAGAACCCCAUGAUGCCUCCCUACAUGGGUGGUGGGGGAGGUGGCAGCCAGGGCACGGGGCCAGGACAGACCCAGGGGCCAAUCCCGGGACAGACAGCCCACCUGAGUGAGGAGCAGAAGAGGAUGUUGCUGAUGAAGCAGAAAGUGUUGAACCAGAACAUGCCCUACAGCGCCAUGCAGCCUCAUGGACAGGAACAGGGCGUGGUGGGAAUGUCACGACCACCAGGCGCCAUCCCGCCUCCUCACCCUGCUGGCGGUGUGGCCUCAGGUGUGGGGCCCAACCAGGGGUCAGGUCCACCUCCGGGCUACGUGGGCAACCAGCAGCAGGCGGCCAUGAUGAAACAAAUGAUGGCGAUGGAGCAGGAGAAGCGGGUACAUAUGCACAUGAUGGAGCAGCAGAAACAGCAGCUCUUCAGAGAGCAGAGACAGCAGCAGCAGCAGCAGCAACUACUGGCCGAACAGCUCCAACAGCAGCAGCAUCUCCCCAGACAGAUGGGCCAGAGCCAGAGGAAUCCAUAUCCCCAAGUCAACCAGUACCAAGGUCCUCCUCAGGAUCUGGCAUCCAGGAGUCAGGCUCUCCAGAACAUUCAGAACAUUCGGGCUGCUCGUCUCCUACAACAGCAGCAGCAGAACCAGCAGCAAAUGGUCCAGAUGAGUUCUGUUCAGGGCCAGGGGGGCUCAGUGGGACCCCAAACUGACAUGGGCUUACCCUAUGGCAACCAGGGGUCCAACCAGGGUUCCCUGUAUGGGCUCAACCCCUCCAUGAGCCAAAUGAUCCACCAGCAGCAGCACCAGAGCCAAAGUGUCCAAGCCUCCUUGGGUCUUCCACCACAGCACAACCCUGCUGGAGGGCCACCCCGACAGGCAGGAGCAGGUCCUGGGGUCACAGGUAUGCCUGGAGGCCCAGGAGGUGGUGGAGCUGGAGGGUAUGCAGGACAGGGGAUGUUAGUGAACUCAAUGACCCAGCAACCCCUCAAAGGCCCUCCCAAUGCCAAAGCCCAAGCACAGAGACUGCAAAGCAUGCUGGGAGCAGGAGGAGGCAAUGGAGGAAUGGCUGCAGGUGGCUGGCCGCAGCAGCAAGGACAAAGUCUGCAGGCCAUGGGGGGAGGAGUCGGAAGGACUACAGGAGGAGGGGGAGGAGACAUGGUGGCAUUCAGCUCCACCCAGGGUUAUGGGAUGCAGCCGGGUCAAAGCCCGCGCAUGGCAAAGCAACACUUUCAGGGUCCAGGUCAGGGGAUGAGCCAGGGAAUGGACCCCAGACUGGGCAAUCCAGCAGCCGGCAUGGGUGGCCCAAUGAUGGGCCCUCACAUGGACGGUCAGCCAAGGACCAACCAGCCCCGGCCCAUGGUCAUGAACCAGGGGAUGAAUCAGGGGGUGAUGGGCCAGGGGAUGACCGGGUUGGGAGGGUUCGGGCCAGGUCCUGGGGGGCCUGGAAUGGGGGCAGGGGCAGGAGCAGGCGGACCCUAUGGAUCAGGGGGAGUUGGGGUUGGAGGUCAGCCAUCGGGCUACCAGAGAACAGCCAAUCAGGACAUGUCAUCCUAUGGUUAUGGGGGCGGGCCCUCAGGGGGAGGAGCUUUUGGAUUGGGCGAUGGCUCAGGAGCGGAGCUGGACUCAAGCGAUGGUUGGAUGGAGGAGUUUUUCCAAAGCCAAUAGCCAACGGGAAAACUGGAGAUGAGUUUUUACUGGAUUAAAGCAGGACAAAUGCUAAAAUCUGAGAAAGAAAAACAAAGGAGGAGGACAUGAUGUGGACAGACAUGUUUUUGACUGGUAAAACAUGAGAAAGGUUAUAUAUGAGUUCUUGUUUAAUGUUUGUGUGUGUGUGUGUGUGCGUGUGUAUGUAUGUGUGUCUGAGAGGGAGAGACAGAGAGAGAGUUGAAGUGAGCGAUCAUUAUGUCUUGUGCAUAUUAAUGAAAAACCAAUAUAGAGAUUAAGAGGUGUGUUUCAUUAGUUUUCCUUUUUUCUCUACGGAAUGAUUUUUUUUCCUCAUGUUCCCAUGUUUGAAAGUGAGCCCCGUUUACAGCAGCGCUUUGAGCCCAAGCCUCAGCAGGGACUGAUUGAACACCACAGACUGAUGAAGGGGAAGGAAGACUUGUUCUCAAGACAGCAAUUUAUUUGUGUUUGUGUUUUUGUGCCACCCAGCUCAGUGCUUCAGAUCUCCCAACUAUGCGAGGAGCUGAAGGGAGUAGAAAGCAGUCUCAGUGCUCCCAUUUCCUCUCUCAGAUUUGUGCCCCCCACACACACACAUGCUCAUACACAAAUCUGUCUAUCUUACGCUCCCUCACUUUGUUUUCUUCACUUGAUCUCCCCCCUACCCCUCUCUGUCCACCUCCUUCCCUCUCUCCUCCCGUCUCUCCCACCCUUUCUCUAGAUGCUCUUUCCUCGCUCUCAACACUGUUAUCUCUGUUUAAAUUGUGAACAUCACAACAGAACAAAUGAUGUUCCUCUGUUGUGCCACACAUGCACUCUAUGCCCUCUAGUGCUUUUGCUAGGAAACCUUGGUGGCAUUUUUUGAGAGGGGGGGGUUCAUUUCCUGUGCGUGGCUGUGGAUGACGGUUGAUGGAUCACGUGGAUCACGCAUGUAGAGGAAGACAAAGAGAGUGAAAAGCAGUUAAAGCGGGAGAGUAUAGGCAGCUAAAGUAAGCAGUAGAACUGAAAACUCAUGCAUACACACAUGUACAAGCCAACAAACAGAAAAACAAGCAUCAGCCUGGGAGGAUGAGCGGAUGUGUGAGAGGCAGCUAAUAGAGCUAAUAUUACAUUAAACCUUCUGCCUGUGUGACACAAACCACAUCAGUUGCAUCAGGCUGACACAAAUCAAAAUGAUCGCUGGGCACUGAAUGUAUUCAAGCACCACAAGUGACUUCUUCUUUUAAGGAAAAAAAAAAAAAAAAGCUCAUUGAAAGCCCACCCAGAUUGUUUUGUUUGUUUAUCUGUUUUAUCUCAAACAAUGAUGCUGGUUGUGUCUUUGUCAAAUUAAAAGGGAAAAAAAAAGUUGAAAUUAGCCUUCUUUUAGUCUGUGUUGUCCGUUGAACAUCUGUCAUGCCGUCACCACACAGCCUUCCCUCCCACUGUAACACCGCAAGUUAGUCAGUCCCCAUAGCCCUGCUUUACAUCGUGGCUUUUCUUGUGCCGCAGCUGUAAAACGCCCUCGCUCCGAACUAGAACCUAACUGUGCUAUAAUGUAACACUACUGUGAAGAAAUACAAGUUGUCCCCUUCCAGCGCUUUACUAGGAAAAUGAACCACUGCUAAGCCUCGAGUUUGUUUUAUAGACAGUAGAGAAGCUUCAGACAGGUGGUUGGGCUUAAAGGGUGACAACAAUUAGUGCCAGUUAGCAUCAAAACAAUCAGUGCUUCCACUGAAGGCAAUGUCUCCCCUAUUUCGAGCUUACUAGCAAACUGUAGGCUUUACUCCAGGCCUUAUGGCUUUCAUUCAUCAUCAACAAGCUGUCCACUCUUUUGCCCUGAUGGUUGAGAAAUGAAUAUGUGUCCAAUAGGUAUUAAUACAGUAGUUGUUGGUUACAUCUUUCUUCACUAUCUGUUUUGUAAUCUUGGUUGGUUAAAAGGUGAAUGAAAGUGCGUUUGUAUGUGCAUUACUUUGUAUUUAGCUCAUCAGAAUGAAAGUGUGGAGGAUGAUGCUGUAAUCAACAAACCAAAAAGCCUUCUUCUCUAUAAACUAACUCCUUGCCAUCAACACAUUUGUUCUCAUGGUUGUUGAUGUUGUAUAAUCCAACCCUUUAAAUACAAACUUUAACCACCACGCCCAUCGUCCUGUAAACAUUGCUGCAUUUGGUAGCAUCCACAAAUGAGGUUCUGUACUUUGAUUUUGUCAUGUUUGGGGAGUGGAAGUCCUCCAUUUCACUGUGUGGAGUCAGAAGGCCAACAGACAAAUGUCUAGGGUGGUCCCCCAGUUUUAUCAGGGGGAGGUGGUCAAAUAAAUGAAAACCCCGUGUCAGUGUCAAGAUAGACUCUUGGAUUAUUUGAGCCUUCCUUGUGCAGGAAAUGUGGUGGAGCACUCGCUACUUCAGUGGCUCCACUGUUCAUGCUUCCAAAACUUUGAUACUGCUCCAGUACUCCAGGCAGGCUCAAAUCAAAAUUCUGCGUGCCAGACCAGUGAAAUGGAGGCGGAGUGUAGGAAAACACCUGAGGUUUACCACUCCAAACCGGAGGCAGGAAGGUAGAGAAACACUUGUGGGUCAGUGUUAAGGUCGCAGCCUCUGUGACCUUUUUGUCUUCUUCAAAGUUAAGGGUUCAUGAUAUGGUUUGAACUCCCUUCAGGAGGAGAAAGGAAGCUUCCUCCAAAUAUCAUUAUGUACCGGGACCAAGUCUGUACACAACAUUUUAACAAAAAUUGUUGUUGUUGAUGUUCUUUGUUUUAUUUUAUUUGUUUUUUGUUUUUUUUUUUUUUUACUGGUGCUGACAUAUAUGUGAUUAUGAGAAAAAGUAUAUAAAAGAUAAUGGCUAUUUGUAAAUAUGUUUUUACAGGUUUAAAUACAUCAGAUAAUACAGUCUCUACUCUGUAAAGAAUUUACUGUUUGUUGGAAAAUAGAGAAGUAUUUUUAUUUUGAAGUUUUUUGGUUUCCCGUUUAACCCAUCUGAGCUAUGCCAUUGCACUUCAGACAAUGUCUUACUACUAAUUUGUAUUGUAAACCUCCUCUCUUUUUUGGAAUUUUUUUCAUUUGUUUUUUCUAGUUUGAGAUUUGACUCUGUUCUUAAGCAGUGCUUAUUUCUUUUUAUUCUGUACAGAAUUCUGAAAUGUUAACAAAAGAAGAUUACAAAAGACUUUUUGUUUUUGUUUUUCAAAAAGAUACAAUAAAGAGAGAAUGUUCUCGCUGAUCAUA
Molecule: messenger RNA, 7664 nt
Organism: Scatophagus argus
Lineage: Eukaryota; Metazoa; Chordata; Actinopteri; Scatophagidae
Gene: maml3
Product: mastermind-like transcriptional coactivator 3
Exons: 6
Coding region: 954-4478 (1174 amino acids)
Biological process (GO): Notch signaling pathway; positive regulation of transcription of Notch receptor target
Cellular component (GO): nucleoplasm; nuclear speck
Molecular function (GO): transcription coactivator activity
Source: RefSeq, a predicted model, not a curated record